Thunnus maccoyii (southern bluefin tuna) is the source of this 1763-nucleotide messenger RNA. RefSeq lists its product as uncharacterized. The coding region runs from base 171 to 1763 and encodes 530 amino acids. Gene Ontology annotation, molecular function: protein binding. The transcript has 14 exons. Lineage: Eukaryota; Metazoa; Chordata; Actinopteri; Scombriformes; Scombridae. Gene Ontology annotation, biological process: regulation of apoptotic process. The record is from RefSeq and is a predicted model, not a curated record.
CCUGUUUUGACAUGAACCGAAAAGUCUCUGUGAAGUUCGUAUAUGGGAUAUUAAACAACACAUUUCAGUUCUCUGUAGCUUACAGUAAAUCAAGUAUGUUGAAGUUAACAGCAAGUAUUCUCUUUGGUCGGACCUGCUGAAAACUUGAUCGUCUCCAAACAGUACAGGAAAUGAAUUUCCAGAAGCUGCUAUUAGAUAUAAGCAAUGCCCUGCGUUUGGACGAGGUAAAAGCUUUAGCAUUUCUUUGCACUGAACUCCUGGGCCGACGUCCAACCUCAGUGGAUUUGGCCAGCGACCUCUUCUCCUGUCUGGUGGAUCGAAACCACCUAUCACCUGAGCAACCACACCUGCUGACCGAGCUUCUCCUGACAAUCCAACGCACCCAACUGGUCCGUGACCUCGGUCUCAAUGACCAAGCAUCUACAACCAGGAGGCUUAUCUCUCCUUACAGGAAGCUGAUUUAUGACCUUUCAGAGGACAUUACUGAUGAAGACUUAAAACAAGUGAAGUUCUUGUUGAGAGAACAGCUCCCGCGCAGAAAACUGGCUGAAAAUGUUACUACACUGGAAGUCUUCCAGGAAAUGGAGCACAAGGACCUACUCAGCAGUACCAAUCUAACUUUACUGAGGAGCAUUAUCGAGUCUGUCUGUCCCAUAUUGAAGGAAAAGAUCAACCGGUUUGAAGAAGUGCAGGAGAGGUUCAACGGCCCUAUAGCACAAGAGGGUCCUGAACAAAACCAGUACAUGAACAGAGUGGCCUCAGAGAGAGAUAGAGGAAGACAGAGAGAGAGCCCAGUCCCAACAGAGAGAGGAGAAAGAGAUGACCAUGCAUCAGAGACAUAUUUAGGAGGACCGAGAGAGUCAGAGGGACAGAGCCCAGUCCCAACAGAGAGAGGAGAAAGAGACGACCAGGCAUCAGAGACAUAUUUAGGAGGACCGAGAGAGUCAGAGGGACAGAGCCCAGUCCCAACAGAGAGAGGAGAAAGAGACGACCAGAGACAUAUAGAGGUAGACAUAGAGAGACACAGCAACAGAGCCCAGUCCCGGCAGAGAGAGGAGAAAGAGACGACCAGGCAUCAGAGACAUAUAGAGGCAGACAGCGAAGGCCAGAGAGAGAGAGCCCGGUCCCAACAGAGAGAGGAGAAAGAGAUGACCAGGUCCCUCCAUCUUUAUAUGCUGAAAGUACUCAUACAUACCAGGAAAUACCAGCAUCUGUCAGGCAACUGGAAACACCUCCAGCCCUCCAAGAGGACCACUGCUUCUCGAGCUGGUUCAGAAAAACUUCCUGCUGCUGCUGCCUGCCUGAAGACAAAGACUGAAACUAUUCCUGUCUUAAUCGUACGAGAAAACCUCACAGAGAAAAUCUUUAUCCACACAAGUUUCACCUGGAAAAGCCACCCUCCCUCAGGACACUUAUUAUGGAAAUAUCCGCUCUGUGCACCGAGGAAGCCCCGCAAACAUGCCUGGGCCUCACUGCGUCUUUGUGAUCCUGUGGUCUCUCAGUUGCCAACACCUCCACUGUCUGCCGGUAAGCCCACACAGCACCACUCGCCAUACAAACCAACUAUCUACGAUGGCAGCUGUCAGGAUGGGAACCCAGAGUUCCUAGUUGUUGGAGAUUCCAUUGUUAGGCUUAUGGAAAUCCCUAAGGGCACCACUUACUGUUUCUCUGGAAAUCUGCUCACAAUGUUUGAGUGGCUGGGCUUUGAGAUAGAGAUACAGAGAGAUUGUAAGAGGGAGGAGAUGCUGUCCGCCAUGCCUUAG